Molecule: messenger RNA, 2217 nt
Organism: Hyaloscypha bicolor E
Lineage: Eukaryota; Fungi; Ascomycota; Leotiomycetes; Helotiales; Hyaloscyphaceae
Exons: 8
Coding region: 23-2134 (703 amino acids)
Biological process (GO): DNA-templated transcription; regulation of DNA-templated transcription
Molecular function (GO): DNA-binding transcription factor activity, RNA polymerase II-specific; DNA binding; zinc ion binding
Source: RefSeq, a predicted model, not a curated record
GCCGCUCACUGCAAGUCGCGUAAUGGAGGGGAAGAAACAUGUUACGACCGCAUGUUUGCACUGCCGGCGGAGAAAAAUCAAGUGCGACGGUCAAUCGACUUGCUCGAACUGUGCUAUGCUGAGUCAAAAAUGUCUUUAUAAUGCGGAAGACGAUAAUAGAAGAACUUCAGCAAAGAGGGCAUCGAAUGCCCUCAAGAACAGAUUGGUGCAAUUAGAGGAAGCUCUCAAAGCCAACAACAUUGAACUGCCACCUCCACCGGCUCCGACAACAACCCGAAAUCAUGAGAACCAAGAGAACUCUCAAGAUAAUGCCAGGAGGUCCAGUGUGCGGGAAACUACGGAAGAGACACAACACCAACAAUCUUCAUCAUUCUCUCAGGCAGCUUCUAAUCCGCCGGAUGAAGUGCAGUUUUCGAGCGAUUGGGCUUCUAAUGUUACGCAAGACAAUGACGAGGUCCUUCGUGAGCGAUCAAUCAACGAAAGUUCUCUCAUUCCGAGUGAUGCUUUUGCGGGCACAUCCAUGCCGGCUUCUGAUCUGGAAGCAAUCUCCCUUAAUUAUUUCCAGUCGGGUAGCAGCUUUGAUGCCUUAACUGCAGAGCCUAGAAACGCCAGCCCUGACCUUACCUUGCCCCUGAAUGCAGACUCUCCACCAAGUCCUCGAUUAACGUCAUACAUCCCAGAUACAGGCGAAUUCAGGGGUGGCACGGCAUCCCGGGACAACAUCACCAACUCCCUGGCAGCGCGUAUGGGCUCUCUACAAAUUGCUGAAGAUGGUCAAUUGCGUUACUACGGACCUACUUCCAAUCUGCACCUCUACCACAAUGGACUUCAAUCUCUUUCGAGAUCAACGAUCCAGCACGUGGCGAUUGAAGGAAAUGAGGUUCUGAGACGUGCCGGUUUAGAUCAAAAGAUACCACUGGCUGUCGAAAUGCAUCUUGCACAUUUGUACUUUUCUUGGGAAGACCCAGCUAUCCACGUCGUAGAUGAAGAAAUAUUCUUCUUGGAGAAGCAGAAGUGGAUCGCGGGGAACAAGAAUACCCCUUAUUAUUCAGAGACGCUAAAUAACGCCAUCUGCGCAAUUGGAGCCAAUCUGGCAGCAGGGGAGAGACUUGAUGUGCCAGAACCAGCCCCCGAAUUCUUCUCAUCCCGAGCGAAAGCUCUGCUGGAUAUCGAGAUGGAUAGUCCCAACGUCGCCACUGUACAAGCUCUUGUGAUUAUGAGUGCUUCAGAAGCUGCGUUCACCCGAGAUGCAAGAGGCUGGUUGUAUAGCGGAAUGGCUGUACGACUAAGCGCAGACUUAGGGCUGCAUUUAGACUUGAACGACCAGUACAGAAGUGGAAUGCUAAGUCAGCGAGAUAUGGAUGUGAGACGCACUACGUUCUGGGGGGUCUUCAUACACGAUAAUAUGUGGAGUCUCUAUGUUGGCCGGCCUUGGGGAAUUAGCAUUAGAGAUAUCUCGGUGUCUCGCCCACUCAAGGAAUUAGACGCCGUGAGAAGGAAGUUGUGGAAACCUUAUCCAAUCAACAAUGGACAAUCAACGGUACCUCCUGAAGGUCUCUUGGAUCCGCUGGAAGCAUGUACAGACGCGAACAUCACUCUUUGCGGGUUCAUGCGACGUAUUAACCGCACAUUGUACUCUGGUCGUAAAAUCGGCAUUGAUGAACUCGCAAAAUUUCUCUCGACUACCCAGAAGGAGCUCUCAUUGUGGAUGGAUAACCUAUCGCCCGAGUUACGUGUAGAUCUGUCAAAUACAGACAGGACAUAUAUUCCUCAUGUGCUCCAACUUCACAUGCAAUUUUAUGCGGCGAUCAUCUUCUUAUUUCGACCAUAUUUCUCGCACCAUCUUUUGAGAGCAACCCAGUCCUUAAACACAAUGGAGGAUCGAGCAGCUGUUGCAAGGGUCAAGUCAGACUGCAUCUCCGCAGCCCACAGCAUGGUGGAAGUACUAAGAUGCUUCCGGAAGCAACACUCACUGCGACAUACGAACAUCCAAAUUGUUCACCUCAUCUUCACGGCCUCACUCAUUCACAUUUACAACGCAUGCACUUGCACUGGUGCCGAUUCGCAGACCGCCUUAGAUGAUUUGCAAUUUUGCUGCCAAUCGCUGGGAGAGAUUGGGCAAACUUACUGUUGAACUAGCUAAGUAAUAAAGCUAGGGUCACGUGCUUGCAAUGUAAACCAAGUAAACGAUACUGAAUUGACUGCUGUUCUACAGUG